This is a messenger RNA of Maudiozyma barnettii, 2901 nucleotides long. It is a transcript of the gene PFF1, whose product is annotated as Pff1p. NCBI's taxonomy places the organism in Eukaryota, Fungi, Ascomycota, Saccharomycetes, Saccharomycetales, Saccharomycetaceae. Gene Ontology annotation, biological process: proteolysis. The coding region runs from base 1 to 2901 and encodes 966 amino acids. The record is from RefSeq and is a predicted model, not a curated record. Gene Ontology annotation, molecular function: metalloexopeptidase activity. The transcript has a single exon.
AUGUUUAAAGGAAUUGCCAGUGCAUGCAGCGCAUGUUUUCGAUAUAGAAAGACCAAUGUUACUACAAUGUUACUGGUCACAUAUGCAGUAGUUGUGGUUCUUUAUUUAAAUAAUAAUUUGUUGCGCAAAAAUGAGUUACUACCAACUGAUAAUGAGUCAGUAAGAUUACUUGAAAGUGCGUGGUCGGACUUACAGAAUAUAACGUACAAGCCUCAUCCAUAUACGUCGCAUGCUAACGAUGUUGUACAUGAUUACCUACUUCACAGAGUUAAAGAAAUGGUUAGUAACACUACAUUUUGUGAGAUUUCUGACGAUUAUGAAUCCCAUAGAUCUAUUUUAUUCUCACAGAAAGACGUUUUCAAUGCAUCUUCACAGAAAUCGUCUGUGAUAUACUUUGAAUCGUCAAACAUACUGGUGAAAAUACAAGGUAAAAAUGAUAAAAGUACCGCAGAAGGGUUAUUAUUAUCAGCCCAUUUCGAUUCUGUUCCAACCGCAAAUGGUGCUACAGAUGAUGGUAAAGGUGUAGUGUCCAUUUUGGCUCUGCUCGAUUAUUACUCUAAACACCAACCUGAAAGAACUAUUAUCAUCAACCUCAAUAACAAUGAAGAGUUUGGUUUAUUAGGUGCACAUUCAUUUUUUGAUCAUCCAUGGGCAAAGCUAACCAAAUAUUUUAUCAAUUUAGAAGGCACAGGCACAGGAGAAGGGAACUCCAUAUUAUUCAGAACAACCAAUGUUUUAACUGCAAAUUUAUACAAAUCUGCAGUAAAAAUGUUACCGUUUGGUAAUUCAAUUUUCCAACAGGGAUUUAAUCAAAGAUUAAUCCACAGUGAGACAGACUAUAAAGUGUAUGAGGCCAACGGUCUGUUGGGCUGGGAUAUCGCAUUUUAUAAACCAAGAAGUUUGUAUCACACAGCAAGGGAUAAUAUUCAAAGUACGUCGAGAUCUGCACUUUGGAAUAUGUUAUCAACAACUUGGCAAUUAAGCAAUCAUGUUUCAAAUAUCCAUACUAUCAAGGAGAAUGAUAAUUCAAAAGAUCCUGCAAUCUUUUUUGAUAUUUAUAGAACCAUAUUUUUCGCAUUCUCAGCUAAAUGGUUGUUUGUGGUGAAUAUUCUUUUAUUAAUUAUUUUCCCUCUAUUGUCUUUGUCACUGAAUGUCUUAGCUAGAAAACGAAAUAUGCUUGUUUCUGCUCCUAUUUUCAGUUGGCUAGAGUUCCCUAUAAUUGUAUCCUUUUCAAUUUUUCUUCUAAUAGUAAUGGAAAAGGAUGUAAUUAAGAAGAAUCCUUAUAUUGUAUCCCAUAGCUUUAUUGGUUUACUUUUAUUUUUCGUCGUGCAAUACAAUUUUGUCAACCUAAUUCUAGCACAGGUUUUAAAAUUAAUUACUAAAAAAAACGUAUUAAAAGAUAUAAUAUUUAUAGAAUUGAUGAUUCUUUCAUGGUUCUUUUUAUUGGGAAGUACAGUUAUGUUAAAAUUGACCAACUUUAAGAGUACUGGGGUGUAUCCAAUUACAGGUGUGUUUAUCAGUAUCAGCUUCACGGUAUUAAUCCACGGCAUACUACUUUUAUUUUCCCCAAGGAAAAACAAUGGUCAUAAUUUUUUGAAAACUAUACCUAAUGCCAGUACAAAUGAAUCUGCUAACUCGAAUGAUGGAGGUUAUGGUACUCGGGAAGAAUCAAACAUACAAGCUACAUCACCUGAUAAUGAGGACUGUAUCCUGGAGCAUGAAUCAGUAUCGAAUAUUGAUGAGAGGGCGCCUUUAUUAUCUGUCUCUAACGACACUAAUGAUGAUGAUAAUAUUGACAGUAUCCAAGAUCAUAUUGUAAUUGUCCCAGAUGAGAGUGGUAUAGCGAAACAUUACGAAUGGUUACUACAAUUUUUAAUCCUUGUACCUAUUACGUUUAUAUUCUUCCAGGCUGUAGUUGAUUGUUUGUCUGGGUUGAACCAAACAGUCCAGGAAUCGGAUGACUCCUUUAACCUGGUAUACAGCGGUAUUAUUUGGUGUUCUGUAAUAUUAAGUCUCCUAGUUUUACCAUUUAUGUCAAAAAUAGGAGGUCGUGUUACCGCACUUCUAUUUGGGGUUUGUUUGGUCUCUGCUAUUUAUUUUACUACUAUUGAGUCAUUUGACUGGGGUACUCCACUAAAAGUUAGGUUUUCUCAAAACAUUAAUGGGACUGUAGAAAUAACAGGAAGAAUUGAUAUGGUAAAAGAAUUGAUAUUUGAUCUUCCAAGUUAUAAACGUGAAAACUUUGCAAAUAUCAAGGGUGGUGUGACCUGUAGCUAUGGAGAUAUAGGCGUUUGUUAUUAUAAAGGAAUGUUACCUACAGUUUUACCUUAUAAGGACAAUAUUUCCAAUAAUAGAUCAGAAAUUCUAUCAGUUGAUAUUGUUGAUAAUGACAGAUUAUCACCGGACCGUUCUAAAUAUGCGCCAAUCAAUGCUGAUAUAAGAAUAAAUGUGCCAAAUAAUAGAGCAUGUGUGAUAUCUUUCAAUUCAACGAACUCGCCCUCAGCAGUAUCCGCAGUCAGAAAGAUCACAGUUUUCAACGAGUAUUCAAAUGCGACAGAUUCUGGAAAAAAAUUGACAUACAAAUCGAAAAACGAUAUUAAUGAACUGCAACUACACAAAUUAAAUUUUACAAGUGGAAGUUAUGUGAUUGGAAUUCAAUGGUUUCCAAGAUUACUAUGGGAUAAACAAUUUAAGACAUCCCACGCUAGUAAUUCUGAGGAUUCUUUAGGACUUAAUAUAAAGUGUUUCUGGGGAGACUAUGAAUCAGAUACAUUAGUCGGUGGUUCACGAACACAUAUGAUACCUGCUUAUGAAGAGUUACUAGAUUAUGCACCAUUAAAGUAUACUAUUACAAAUAAAGAGAAGGGCUUAGUGGUUGCCGAUCAAUAUAUCGAAUUGUAG